CGCAGUCAAAGUCCGUAAACACGAAAACUUGACCAUAGCCGCCAUGCCAGCGCCGGCAUGGCGGCGAUUCUCUCUGCCUUCCGGCGACCGCCUAACUCUUACCGCUUCCCAUGCCCGCUAAACUCCUCCAAGUUCACCGCUUCCUCCUUCCCAGAUGUCUCCAUGCCCGACAGUGGCGGAGCCGGCGGCGAUACCAUCGACCGCGUCAUCUCCCUCCUCCCAGCCGCCGCCCACUCUUCCCACCUCCACCAAAUCCAUGCACUCAUUAUAUCCGCAGGACUUCACCACUCGCCCUUCGUCGCGGCCAAAUUCCUCCUCGCCGCUCCCGCUGCGCACCAACUCCCGCACGCCCGCCGGGUGUUCGACGAGAUGCCCCACCGAAAGGACGUCCUCCUCUUCAACGCUAUCAUCCGCCUCUGCUCCUACCACAACGCUUUCCGAGACGCUCUGCAUUUAUUUGCCGAGAUGAUUCGCUCCGGCGUCAUCCCCGAUGCCUUCACCAUGCCUCCGGUGCUUAAGGCCUGCGCUGCACUCCCGUCCCUCGCCGCCGGCCGCGCCGCCCACGCUCAGGUGCUAUCUCUCGGCUUCGAUUCCGACGUAUUCGUCCAGAACGGCCUCAUCUCCAUGUACGCCAAGUGCGGCGACAUCGCCUCCGCCCGUGCCACAUUUGAUCUGCUAAGUGUUCGAAAUGUGAUCUCUUGGACUUCGAUACUCUCAGGUUGCACUCAGAAUGGAUUCCCACUUGAGGCCCUUAAGGUGUUCGACAGAAUGCGAAGAGAAUCGAAUGCUCCUCCGGACUUCAUAGUUAUCGUUAGUGUCCUAAAGGCUUACAUGGAUGUGGGUGACCUGGAGCUCGGAAGGUCUGUCCAUGGUUUGGUGAUCAAAAGUGGGUUUGAAGAUGAACACGACCUGAUCAUUUCUCUCGCCGCAAUGUAUGCGAAAUGUGGGGAAGUUCUCGUUGCGAGGUUGUUGUUUGACAGUGUUCGAUCGACUGAUAUCAUCAUGUGGAACGUGAUGAUCUCUGGUUAUGCCAAAAAUGGUCAUGCUGCUGAAGCCUUCCAGCUCUUCCGCGAGAUGGUCUCAAGAGAAAUCAAGCCCGAUUCGAUAUCGCUUGGAUCGGCGAUCUUGGCUUGUGCACAGGUGGGAUCUCUAGAGCUGGCAAAGUGGAUGGAGGACUACACGAACAGCACUGAGUUCAAAGAUGACAUUUUUGUGAACACUGCCAUGAUCGACAUGUAUGCUAAAUGUGGAAGCAUAGCUCACGCCCUCAGGAUGUUCGAGCAUGUAGUCGACAAGGAUGUAGUUGUUUGGAGUACCAUUAUAAAGGGUUACGGAUUGCACGGCUGUGGGCAUGUAGCUAUCAGGUUCUUCAAUGAGAUGAAGCAUUCCGGAGUGAAGCCAAAUGAUGUUACAUUUAUAGGAUUGCUAUCGGCUUGCAAUCAUGCUGGGCUUGUGGAGGAGGGUUGGGGUUAUUUCCACUCCAUGAGAAGCCAUGGGAUUGAACCUCGACAUCAACAUUAUGCAUGUGUUGUCGAUCUCAUUUCUCGUGCUGGGAAGCUCGAGCAAGCGUUUGAAUUCAUCAAGGGAAUGCCGAUGGAACCCGAACUGACGGUGUGGGGUGCAUUGUUGAAUGCGUGUAAGAUCCACGGGAAUGUGAGGUUGGGGGAGUAUGCAGCCAAACAUGUUUUUGCUCUAGAGCCUCUCAAUGCUGGGCACUAUGUGAAGCUCUCCAACAUCUAUGCCUCUGCGGGCAUGUGGAGCGAUGUUGCCAAGGUCCGGGUGCUGAUGAAACAGAGGGGUGUGGUUAAGGCGAUUGGGUGCAGCACCAUUGAUCUAAAAGGCGAGCUCCAUUCGUUCCGUGCUGGGGACAGGUCGCACCCGAGAAUGAAUGAUAUACUUGCGAUGCUCGGUGAAAUGGAGAGGAAGUUGAAGGAGUCUGGAUUUGUUCCUCACUUGACUUCUGACUUGCAUGACUUGAACAUGGAAGAGAAGGAAGUUUCUUUGUACCAUCACAGCGAGAUGAUUGCGAUCGCAUUUGGUCUCAUAACAACCGAUCCUGGAUCAACGAUCAUGAUCAUGAAGAACCUUCGCUCUUGCAUGAAUUGUCAUUCUGCUACGAAGCUCAUAUCUAAACUGACAGCGAGAGAGAUAGUUGUUAGGGAUAUCAACAGGUUUCAUCAUUUCAAGAAUGGCCUUUGUUCUUGCAGGGACUACUGGUGAAGCCUGAAACAAUGACAAUGAAGAGCUCAUUCAAACUGUUAAGCAAAUAGCUGCAGCAGCGGGCUCUGCCCAGGAUUCAAACAAUUCGAAACUAAAUUUUUUCUCAAAGGAUAAGUGCUUCUCUCUAAUGAUCUGAGUGCAAAUUUCAAUCCAAGAUAUAACAAGUGUGCUGAUUGCCCUGGCUUUACUUUCUC
Molecule: messenger RNA, 2414 nt
Organism: Zingiber officinale
Lineage: Eukaryota; Viridiplantae; Streptophyta; Magnoliopsida; Zingiberales; Zingiberaceae
Product: pentatricopeptide repeat-containing protein At3g12770-like
Exons: 3
Coding region: 58-2220 (720 amino acids)
Biological process (GO): RNA modification
Molecular function (GO): protein binding; RNA binding; zinc ion binding
Source: RefSeq, a predicted model, not a curated record